AUGAAGUGCGUCGUACCAGGUUGCGAUACAGACGAUAACGUUGUGAGCUAUACAUCUGUGUUUUACGUAAACUUACCCGACGAUCCGGUCGUACAGCAGCAAUGGUUUACGCUGCUGGAAGUAACGAAUGGCGAUCUUAUGCAGGCACUGUCGUACGGGGAGGUGAAAGUGUGCAGCUGCCACUUUGCCGAAGACAGCUUUGGACGCCACCCGGUGCACGGUUAUCGAUAUUUAUCACCCACGGCGAUGCCAACCGUACUGCCUUCCCGAAGCGAUAGCGAAGAGCUAACUCCCACAAAAGAACCCAACUCAGAUAAAGACAGUGCGCUAGAUUAUUUUCUAGUUUAUCUCGAUGAACCACCCAGCAUUGAUCAGGUAGCACUAGAUCAGACACCGGAUACAGCAGAGCUAAGUUUGAUAGACGAUCUAAAUGAUGUGGAACCACCGGAGCUUACUUCUACUGCGAAAGAGCUAAAAGUAGAUGAAGGUGCUGAAGAAGCAUUAGAAGAAAAUGAUGACAUUGGACCGGUGGAGGAAAUUGGCAUUGAGUACGCGAAUGGCAAAUAUUAUUUUCUCAAGCUUGACGAUGAUCCUGCUACAUCGGACAACGAAGCACGUAUAUCAGAAGUCGAUACGAAUGAACAUGAUGAUAAUGGUCCAGCGGUGAUUUGGGAGAAAGAGGAGGAUGCUGAAACACCAACCAAAAUUGGACAAAUAGAGGAGGAAAAACCAUGCAGCGAAAUAAGCAACGAAUCUGAUGGCGGUGAUGAAGUUUUCCAGGACAAUAGAAUGAGCAGUAGUGACAGUGAAAGCGUAAACGCUCCCACAAACGCAGUACGUUUGAAAAAAUCUAGCAGUAAAUUGAUGGCCGAAGAAGAUGAAUUCAAGGUCAGCCAUCCGGAUAAUACUGAGGUGUUUGAAAUAGUACCAAUGGAUCUGGAUAAGCAUAAUGCAUACGAUGAGUCGGACACUGACCAGGCUGAUGCAGAUGUGGAAAGGAAAUACGAUACUUUGAGCGAGGUCGAAUAUGGUUCCAUCGAGGCACUGGACGAUGAGUCGGUAUGUAGCGAUAGCAACUGGAAACAGAAUCAGGAUAGCCAAACAGAUCGGUUUUUCUGUGACGUUUGCGGCAGAGGAUUUCGGUUUAAAAGUACAAAGGAUCGGCAUACAUUAUCCCACACAAAGGAGAAAAAAUUCAGUUGCGAAGUGUGUGGAAAAGGGUUUACGCAAAAAGUAAACCUUACCAUUCACAUGCGCAUUCAUACCGGUGAGAAUCCUGUCAAGAAGUUCACCUGCCAGAUUUGUCAGAAAAAGUGUACCCGUUUGAGUGAGUUGGAGAUGCACCGGGCGUCUCAUUUCAGGCGAUUUCCACACGUGUGCCCCAUCUGCACGGUACGCUACUCGGAUGCGACCGGUUUCUACGAUCACUUCCUAACGGAUCAUCGCGGUGAAAUGACAUUGAAUGAGCUGUUUGAAUUGCUAUCGCAGAACGAAAACAAUAUAGUCAUUUCGGGUCAGGAACCGGACAACAUUAAGUCCGAAGAUGGAACGUUUGGGUGUACGGUAUGUGGCAAAUCCUACCGAGUGGAAGCUAAUCUGGAACGGCAUAAACGUAGGAUGCAUAUGAAAAUAUACUCCUGUCCCCACUGUGCACGCAAGUUCCCGUACAAGAGUUUGCUGGAAAAGCAUCUGCCGACACACACGCUGGAGAAGCCGUUCAAGUGUCCGCAUUGUACGCUUUCCUACACACAGCGUGUCAAUCUAAGGAUACACAUAGAGCGUAAACAUACCGAGCUAAACUAUACCAACGAGAACUUAUUCGAUGGUGAUGAAAGUGGUGACGACCAAGCUAAGCGAGACAGAGCAAUCGCGCACCCACAGACGUUCGAUUGUGAGGUGUGUGGGAAAAGCUUUCCACGCAAACCGUCCCUACAGCUACAUCGUGCAGCACACGCCAACUAUUCGAACCCGGUGACGUACGAUUGCGACCUGUGUGGCAUUUCGUUGUGUGCGCGCAUAUCACUAUUGCGGCAUCAAACAAGAGUGCACGGCGAGCGGAGAAGGAAACCGAACGUGCUCGGCAAUUUGGAGCUCCGGAACGUUACGAUUGUACCGACUGAUGAUAAUCAGUACGUGGAAAUCGAAGACGAAACGGAUACUAUAGUCGAAGAUUACGAAAGUGAAUGCUAG
Molecule: messenger RNA, 2190 nt
Organism: Anopheles marshallii
Lineage: Eukaryota; Metazoa; Arthropoda; Insecta; Diptera; Culicidae
Product: zinc finger protein 337-like
Exons: 5
Coding region: 1-2190 (729 amino acids)
Biological process (GO): regulation of transcription by RNA polymerase II
Cellular component (GO): nucleus
Molecular function (GO): RNA polymerase II transcription regulatory region sequence-specific DNA binding; DNA-binding transcription factor activity, RNA polymerase II-specific
Source: RefSeq, a predicted model, not a curated record